Fusarium odoratissimum NRRL 54006 is the source of this 1809-nucleotide messenger RNA. RefSeq lists its product as uncharacterized. The transcript is spliced from 2 exons. Bases 188 to 808 code for a protein of 206 amino acids. Gene Ontology annotation, cellular component: multivesicular body; ESCRT III complex. Lineage: Eukaryota; Fungi; Ascomycota; Sordariomycetes; Hypocreales; Nectriaceae. Gene Ontology annotation, biological process: endosome transport via multivesicular body sorting pathway; protein transport; late endosome to vacuole transport. The record is from RefSeq and is a predicted model, not a curated record.
CGCCCCGCAUUCAACCAUCCCAUCGCAAGCCAAGUCAAGUUCCGAUUCUAGGCCUUCGGCGCUUCCAUGCCUACCUAAAGUUUACACUCACAGGACAUUUACAACCUCUUCCAACUUUACUCCUCAACCGUAAAAAAAAAAAAAACCUUCUUCCUCUACGACUUCUACCAUCAACCAACCACCUACAAUGGCGAACCGUCAGAUGGCCCGCGACAUGCAAGUCGAGUUCCAGGCUCGCUUCCAAGCCAAGCAGGCUCGCCGCGAGGCCCAAAAGGCAGCCAAGCAGGACCCCAUCCUGAAGAAGCAGAUCCAGGACCUUCUCAAGAAGGGCGAGACGCAGAAGGCUUAUCAGAAGGCCAAGAUGCUGCUGUCGAAGCAGGCGCUUGCUCAGCAGAUGGAUCAGAUGGCUGAUAUGGCCGAGUUGUCUGCUGCGCAGAUUCAGGCCAACAACUCGAUGAACCGCAUGACACAGAUGAUGGCCCAGUCAUCACGAACUAUGAAUGUGGCCCAGAAGAACACCAACCCCGAAAAGACCCUCGUUACUCUCGAGCAGUUCAAGCAGCAAAACGAAGAAUACGCCAUGUCCAACGGCAUCUACCAAGACGCCAUCACCCAGUCUACCUCCACCCAAGUCGGCGAGGAUGCUGUCCACGAACUUCUCGGCAAGCUUGCCGACGACGCUGGCCUUGAGCUCAGCAAGGAACUCAACCAAGCGACACCUUCGAACGCCGAACCCCAGCAGACCAACGAGCCUACUGCUGAGGAGGAGGAUAAGCUCCAGCAGAGGCUUCGAGCCCUGCGUGCAUAGUCUUGCUGCUCGUCACAGGACUUGCCUUGUUUGGCACUUUUGAACUCCAAUUAUUUUAUGCGAUAGGGUGGCAUGACAGAUUCAUCAUGAUCAACUUUCGGAGAGGUACGUUUUCUUGGUUAAGGUUUGGCGUUGGGGUUUCUGGUGGCGACAUAAAUUCAUCUUCAUCUCCAACUUCGAGAAUGAAGGCAAAUUUUCUUUAUUGUUUAUCAAUAUCAUACAUUAGACAUGACACUCGCACUCCCUUUUCUCCUACAUGCUCGUGACGUAUAUUGCACGCUCCGUACAAAUGCCAGAUACUCCAAACCAUGCUGGGCUUACAUGUAGAGACUUGCCACUGCUGUGAUAUCCCUCUUGAUCAUUUCCUGUGCCUGUUGCAUCUUCUGAUAUAGUUCGGGAUCACCCACAAUUCUCGCCGCGUUCUUCACCUCGCGACAUGUCUCAUCCAGUCGUGUAAUCGUUCGUACAAUCGUGCCUUCAAGGACGUCGGUCAAGCCGGUGAUGUUCUUGAAGCUCAUACCUCGAGCCCACUCGUAGACCACUUCCAUGAUUCCGAACCGUGGUCGAGAAACAAAGUCAUUUGAGUCAUCAGCAGACUGAAUGACUUGCAGUCUGGUCUGCACAUCGUUCACCUUCUCGGAGAUGGCAACAAUCUUCUCCUUUCCUCGCUCGAGGUUGCCAGUCAGGGAUGGUUCUAUGUCAGUCUUCUCUUGGAAUACAAACGCCGAAAGGAGAGCGGCAAUUUCGGCGGGUUCGUAGUCGGCGAGGACGUUGUCAAGAAUGAGCUCAGUCAGGACCAGUUCAUCACCAGAAUGAAUCUCGCAGGCGACCUUGCCCUUGAGCUGGAUCCGAGUGGCAUCAUCGAUGAAGCCAAGCUCCUUAAGCACUUGAACUCGCUGUUCGUAAUCGGGUAGAAGUUGAAGGUUCUGAUCAGACAAUGACUGCUUCAGCUGAGAGAUAUGAUCCUUGAUGAGCCACUCAUCGUGACACAUAGCGAACUG